Leptosia nina is the source of this 246-nucleotide messenger RNA. The record is from the annotation of a GenBank genome assembly. NCBI's taxonomy places the organism in Eukaryota, Metazoa, Arthropoda, Insecta, Lepidoptera, Pieridae.
AUGGAUUCGGUUGCUAUGCACAACGGGGCAGGCGAAAACCAAUUGGGGCAGAGAACUACCACUUCUCACAUUCUAUGCCAGGUGAUUCGACCUUGCGCGGCUUUUGAAAAGAUGAGAACCCUUGGAUCACCUCUCAGUCCCCAACCCAUAGUAGAAAUAGUUUCUACCAGACGGUUGGAUGGUAGAAAGUGCAUACAUGGAGUCGGGAACACAAAACUUGCAUCCAUAAAGAAUCAAAUAUUAUGA